AUGACCAUUGAUGGCAAGAGCUGGGGCUGGGAUGCAUGCAGCACUGAGUGUUCAGCUGAGAUCACCUUCCAGGAGCGACUGGCGAAACGGGACUAUUGUGUGAUAUUCUUGGUGGUUGUCAGAGGCAAGACCUGUGUCAUGAAAGUGCAUCGUGUUCAAGGCCCUAAACAACCAUGGGACUCCCAGGUCCGUGAAACAAACCUCUUUAUCUGCGAAUCGACAGCAUAUCGACGCCUGACACAGGCUGGAGUUUGUGCCCGGGGUAUAACCCCUCGGUUCUAUGGAACGGUUGAAAAUAUUGAUCCGACACAGUCCCUACCACAUCUUCAGUCAUUUGUCAAUGAUGAACAUCCUCCAACAGCCAUCCUCCUAGAAUAUAUCCCCAACAUGAAGGAGUUGAAAUGGACCAAUUACAAUGCAAGCAGGAUGCAAAACUUCAUUGACGGGUUGAAUGCGAUUCAUGGCGCACUCGUUUAUCACGACGAUGUUCAUCCCAGGAAUAUGAUGAUCGUAGAAGAGGAUCCAGAAAGAGCAAUCUGGAUAGAUUUUGACCGGGCACAAACGUUUAAUGGAAAGCUUACAGAGAGGCAGAAGAGAUGGAUUACGGUUGAGAAGGAGCUUAUGGCUGGGGUGGCCGAUUUUAUGGUCCGUAUCCUCUGCUUCCUUUACAGUUAUGCCCGCUUUCAACUAACUUUGUUGUAUCUCUGA
This is a messenger RNA of Uncinocarpus reesii 1704, 708 nucleotides long. RefSeq lists its product as uncharacterized. The transcript is spliced from 3 exons. Lineage: Eukaryota; Fungi; Ascomycota; Eurotiomycetes; Onygenales; Onygenaceae. The coding region runs from base 1 to 708 and encodes 235 amino acids. The record is from RefSeq and is a predicted model, not a curated record.